AUGGUUGUAGGACAUAAUGAUUUGCUGUGUGUGGGUAGCUUUGCUGGCUCGGAUCUGGUGUUGCUCUCUUCAGUAUUGAUUGUUGUUGAUGCUUGGCUCUGGUCGAAGGAGGAAUGUCACAACUCCAAAGUGCGGUUGUCUUUCAAUAGAACCACCGCGGCAGAGUCUUUCUUCCUCUCCCCAAAACAUUUUUUGCAGCGGAGUCUUUGGUGUUUUGUUUUUGGAUUUUGGACGUUGAUGUUCUUUGAGAUUGUGUUGAUGUUGUUGUUUGCAUUUUGGUUCGUUGUGGCUGCUUUUGCACUGCAGUCGGAUUGUGGUUCUCUUUUGAGCGGGUUUGGGUUUGAUAUCCGAUUGAGUUUGGGUUGUGGUGCUCAAUGGAUCAAUAUGACUACAAGGCCUCAAUUUGUAUUGUUUGGUUCUUCCAUUGUUCAAUUCAAUCAUUAUGGUGAAGGUUGGGGAGCUACUCUUGCUCACUUGUAUGCUCGAAAGGCAGAUAUAGUUUUGCGGGGAUAUGCUUCUUGGAAUUCAAGGCGCGCUCUUCAAGUUGUGGAUAAUCUUUUUCCUAAGAAUUCCAUUUCUGAGCCACCAGCAUUGGUGAUUGUGUACUUUGGUGGUAAUGAUUCUCUUCUUCCCCAUCCAAGUGGCCUUGGGCCUCAUGUACCAAUUGAGGAAUAUAUUGAAAAUAUGAGGAACAUUGCUAACCAUCUAAAGACACAUUCAGAGAAGACUCGCCUUAUAUUUCUAAGUACUCCUCCUGUCAACGAGGGACAAAUAAUGGGCAACAUCGACGAAUUCGGGAGAGCAAAAAGGUCAAAUGCAACUCGCCGAAUAUAUUCAGAAGCAUGUUUAAAGAUAUGUAAAGAGUUGAAUAUCAAGGCGAUUGAUUUGUGGUCUGCGAUUCAGAAAAGAGAAGAUUGGAAAGAUGUUUGUUUCAUUGAUGGAGUUCAUUUCUCAGCUGAGGGGAGUAAAAUAGUGUCAAAGGAAAUAUUGAGGGUUAUCAAAGAAGAGUGGGAAACAAGUCUAUACUGGAAAACAAUGCCGGUUGAAUUCGGAGAAGAUUCACCGUAUGAUCCGGUUCAUCCUGAUGGAACAUCAACUGUUAAUGUCUCCAAUGUGCCAUUUCCUGAAGAUGAAGACUGGGAGUGGGAGUAAACUUGUGUCCCAAAUUCAAGGAUCAUUAGAGAAAUGCUGUGCCUAAUGAAAUAGACAGUCUUCAAUUUUACAUGUUCAAUAAUAAAUGUGUGAUCAUUUUUUUUUUUAAUUUUUAUAAACAUAAAUGUGUGAUCAUUAUGUCACCAUGGUUUUUCACCAUGUGAAUAGUGAAAUUUGAUUUGGUUUGUGCUUUAAUUGAGGCAA
This is a messenger RNA of Trifolium pratense (red clover), 1356 nucleotides long. RefSeq names its product GDSL esterase/lipase CPRD49-like. Bases 1 to 1152 code for a protein of 383 amino acids. The transcript is spliced from 7 exons. Lineage: Eukaryota; Viridiplantae; Streptophyta; Magnoliopsida; Fabales; Fabaceae. The record is from RefSeq and is a predicted model, not a curated record.